Molecule: messenger RNA, 3418 nt
Organism: Sander lucioperca (pikeperch)
Lineage: Eukaryota; Metazoa; Chordata; Actinopteri; Perciformes; Percidae
Gene: casc3
Product: casc3 exon junction complex subunit
Exons: 12
Coding region: 46-2403 (785 amino acids)
Biological process (GO): mRNA processing
Cellular component (GO): exon-exon junction complex
Molecular function (GO): mRNA binding
Source: RefSeq, a predicted model, not a curated record
CACAAUCCCUUGCCUUCUUCCGGUUCCAACCAUUCGAGAACUAAGAUGGCGGACCGGCGGCGAAGGAGGAGGACGAGGCGCGCGUCCCAGGACAGCGAGGACGACGACGAGUCUGGUUCGGGUUCGGACAGCGGGAGGUCGGCCUCCCCGACGACCAAGCCCCGCGUGAGAGACCCAGAGCCGCCCGAGGAGACAGCAGCAGCGAUCCGGCCCGAGCCCAAACCCGUUGUGGAGUCCGAAUGUGAGAGUGAAGACGGAGUAGGAGAAGCUGUCCUCUCUGACUACGACAGUGCUGACGCAGAGGAAAACGGCUCCCAUUCAGAGGGAGCGGAGGAGGAAGAGGAGGCAGAGCAGUACAGCGACGAAGAAGCUCCGGCAGCGGCAGCCAGCGAGCCCAAACCCUCUGACGCUGUUGCUGCAGCCGACGAACCGGCAAAGGUAGAGGGGGUGGAAGAAGAAGAGGAGGGGGAGGUGGUGGAGGAAGAGGGGGAGGAUGAAGAGAAGGAGGCGGAGUCGGAGGAAGGAGGACAGAGUAAAGAGGACAGCAAGGCCGAGGAGAAGGGAAACAUCGCCGGGGAGAGACAGAGCGGCGACGGACAGGAGUCUACGGACGACCCCGAGACAAAGGCGGGGGGGAAACCGGGGCAGAAGCUCGACGAUGACGAGGACAGGAAGAACCCGGCCUACAUCCCGAGGAAGGGUCUGUUCUUCGAGCACGAUGUCCGAGGACACGCUCAGGAGGAGGAGAGACCGAAAGGUCGAAACAGGAAGUUGUGGAAGGACGAGGGUCGCUGGGAGCACGACCGCUUCAGGGAGGAGGAACAGGCGCCCAAGAGCCGCGAGGAGCUCAUCGCCAUCUACGGUUACGACAUCAGAAACGGCGGCGGCUCCGGAGACCGACACUACCGGCAGCAGCGCCGGCCGAGACAGAGUACGUCUCCCAGCAGAGACAAGCGGUGGAGAGACGGAGGCGCAGAGCGGCCGGUCCGAUCCUGGCAGCAGAGCGCCGCUCCGAACCGAGGAGGCGCUCCGCCUUCAUCCACCCCCCCGUCCUCCGUGCCCCCCUCGUCUCUCCCCCUCUCCUCCUCCCAGCGCAGCGGCAAUCCCUCCCGGCCGCCUCCCUCCCGCAGCCGACCCUCCUACCAGAAUCAAAUGCACCCCGCGCCUCAGUCCCAGUACCGGAACAGCGACUCAAAUGCGCCCCAGAUGCACCCCAGGGAGCGACAGGGCCCCAAAGCUCAGUCCGACCCCGCGGGAGACAGGGGCGUGGGCAGCAGGGGCGGCGGGGGGAGGGGCCCCUCCGUGGUCGUUGAGGAUAUUGCGUUCAGCCACGGGGGCGUUCGGGAGCAGGACCUAGGUGUUGCGACGACGGCGGCGUCCCAGUCUGCGUCACCGAGACGACAGCAGCAGGAGCAACGCAGCGGUGCCGACAGACCUGCGUCCGGAUUGGCACAUUCCGCCUUGGACGCCUCGUCGCCGUCGACCAAUCGGGAGGCCUCUCCUCCCACCGAGCGGCCGGCGAUGGAGCGUAAAUCGUACUCGCUGGCUCGCAGGACUCGCUCUCGGCCCGCCGACCUGGGCAGCAAGCAGCCGUCCGUGGAGGAGUCGGCCGCAGCCGGGGGGAACAACGCCACCGCCGCUGCCUCCCCCGGUGCCGCCGUGGGAGGGAAGAGCUGGGCGGGGGCGGGCGAUGGGCCAAGCCAGACAGGAGUCACGGGAGGGCUGGCGGAGAUGGACCAGAACUUGGCUCGACUCAGUCUGGCGGGACAGAGCUGGAGCCAGAGCCCGACGUCCUACUUCCGCUCGGAGAUGAAAGGCCUGCCCAACGCCAUGCACAUCCCCGGCGGACCGCCUCCGUUCUCCGCCAUGGAGGAGAUGGGUGCCGGCUCCAAUCGAGCCAAGCGCUACUCGUCCCAACGGCAGAGGGCCGUGCCCGAGCCGGCGCCGCCCAUGCACCUGGGAGUGAUGGAGGGACACUACUACGAACCCAUGUCGUACCAGGGACCAAUCUAUGCCCACGGGGACGGCCCCGCCCCCAUCCCGCCGCAAGGCAUGCUGGUCCAGCCAGAGAUGCACAUCCCCCACCCCGGUCUCCAUCCCCACCAAUCGGGCGGCCCCAUCGCUAACCCCCCGCUGUACGGCGGCCCGCCUGUUUCGCUGCCGCCGGGCCAGCCGCAGCAGCUGCUGCCCCCACCUUUCUACCCUCCGCCGGGCGUCAUGACCUUCCCUUACCCCACCAUGUACCCGACUCCACAGGGUCAGGCCCAGGUGACCUACGGAGGCGUGACGUACUACGACACGAUGCAGCAGCAGGCUCAGCCCAAGCCCUCGCCCCCCCGCCGCACCUCCCAGCCCGUCACCAUCAAGCCCCCCCCUCCGGAGUUGCACUUCGCCACAGAGUGACCCCGCCGGCCCCCCCUCACCCCUCCCCCUGCCACCCAGCCUCAGCCUCACUCUGAUCCCAGAACUACAGGAGCGGGAUGGGAGGGUCAGUGAGGAGCUGUGGCCGGUCGUCCACGGCAACCAUCCAGAGAGGGAGGGGCGGGUGGACUGCAGGUGACGCUCAGCAUCUCUGGUGGACUUUUUCUUCUCCCCUUUCUUUUUUUGUUUUGUUUCUCCUCUUUGUCUCCUCGCCUGUAGCAGCGAGGCGACAUACGGACUGUUCUGUAACUCUGCGGCCGCAGGUUUGAUCCCACCAACGUGUCUUUGAGCAAACAAAAAUGGAAAAUGACGAGUUGAAACCCUUUAGAAGCAUUUAACGUCACGUCGGGACGGACGGAUGGAGUCAAACUCUUAAUGUUUGGGGUCAGAGGUGUGAAAUCGGUAACGGUAUUUUUUUUUAAUUUUUUUUUGUCCUUUCUUCACGGCUAACAGGACUCGGACUGAACCCCGGGAAACAGCAGUUAACGGGCAAUGUAUACGGUUUCUUUGUUCAGUUUACUUCACUCUGUACUUUAGCUUUUUGUCUUUUUGUUCUGUCAUUAUCCAUGGUAGUUAAUACAGAAAGUAGAACAACAUAAAACAUUUGAUGGAUGUUUGUGUGAAGAUCUCUGCGUUCGUUGCUAUAACUGACUUAUAAAUGGGAGACGUAGAUUUUAAAAACCUGUACCGUUCGUCUGAUUUAUGCUCCGUUAAUCUGCAACUUUGAUUACGUGUCAGAAAACUUGACUCCAAGAAACCCGCGUUUCUCAGAGUCAAAGGAGGGGUUUCCAUUCGUUCAUUCGGGUUUUCAUUUCAACAUACUCGGAGAAAAACCAGAAAACGGUCAGUGGGGGCUUUGACGUAAACGUUACAUCGUUUCUCGAAACCCUCGCCAGUUCAUUUUCACUUGAUCUCGAGACUUUGUUUUCUACGCCCCGCAGCAGUGAAUAGAACGGAGGACACCUGCAGAAAAAUCUUACAGGACUAAAACGUACUG